AUGGGAGACGUAGAAAAUAAACCAACACUUGAGGAGGUCACAAUCCAUGUUUCCAUCACUAAUUCCACCCAAUUAGUCAACCAUGCAGUAGCACUGUCUGUUGAUCAUGAGAAAACCAAAACACUGCAAUCACAUUCUUCCAUCUUAACCACAAUCCAUGCAGGCUAUUUCAGAAUAACCAUCUCUCUCGCUGCCCAGGCUCUUCUAUGGAAGAUCUUGAGACUCUCUACCGAUGACUCUAAAGCUGACAUCCAGCGGAUGUUCCGAACGCUUCCUUCGAUGGCCUUUCUUCUGCUCUGGUGCCUCGCGAUUUUGACACUGGUUUCGCUGUCGUUUCUCUACGUCCUCAAAUGUUUCUUUCACUUUGACAUGGUGCGAGCCGAGCUCUUGCAUCACAUAGGAGCCAACUAUUUGUACGCUCCUUGGAUUUCAUGGCUUCUUCUUCUACAAUCAGCGCCGGUGAUCGUUCCGAAAACCAUUUUGUACCAAGUUCUGUGGUGGGUUUUCACUGUCCCGAUCUUGGUUCUCGACUUGAAAAUCUACGGACAGUGGUUCACCACCGAGAAAAGGUUCUUAUCAAUGGUGGCAAAUCCUACUAGCCAGAUUUCUGUGAUAGGGAACUUGGCGGGUGCCUUGGCGGCAGCAGAGAUGGGCUGGAAAGAGAGCGCGAUUUUCAUGUUCUCGCUUGGAAUGGCACACUAUUUUGUGCUGUUUGUAACUCUUUAUCAGCGGUUAGCCGGUGGAAGCAGGUUUCCUGCUAUGAUGAGACCAGCCUUCUUCCUGUUCUCAGCUGCACCAAGCUUGGCAAGUUUGGCUUGGACCUCCAUAUCCGGAGCCUUCGACACCGUCUCCAAGAUGCUCUUCUUUCUCUCUUUAUUUCUCUUCACGUCCCUGGCUUGCAGGCCAGCCCUUUUCAAGAAAUCGAUGAGGAGGUUCACUGUUGUGUGGUGGGCAUACUCAUUCCCACUGACCCUUGUUGCUCUGGCGUCUUCCGAAUACGCAAAGAAGGAAAAAGGAGGCAUAGCUUCUGUGUUGAUGCUGGUGUUGUCAAUUCUUUCGAUACUGGUCUUUCUUGGGUUGAUGACGCUCACUGCCAUUAAUAACAAUAAUCUUUUGCGAAAAACUUCGGAUUUUUACUAAGAUCCUUGAGAACAGGAGACA
This is a messenger RNA of Morus notabilis, 1161 nucleotides long. RefSeq names its product S-type anion channel SLAH1. Gene Ontology annotation, cellular component: membrane. Gene Ontology annotation, biological process: intracellular monoatomic ion homeostasis; transmembrane transport. Gene Ontology annotation, molecular function: voltage-gated monoatomic anion channel activity. The record is from RefSeq and is a predicted model, not a curated record. Bases 1 to 1140 code for a protein of 379 amino acids. Lineage: Eukaryota; Viridiplantae; Streptophyta; Magnoliopsida; Rosales; Moraceae. The transcript is spliced from 2 exons.